UUUAAAUUUUGCUAGAACAUCCAUAUGAAUCCUUUCCACUCAACCCAAUUUUUUAUAUACAUAUAUAAAUAAUUUGAUCAGUAUAUCAGUAAUCUCAAAAUAUAUAAUUUAUUGCAGAGAAAGUUUAAGUUUACUUGCAAUUGACUUCUAUUUAAUUUCUAAUCAAACUCACAAUCGGAAGAGUAAAUGGCACAGGAUCAGCAAUUUAUCAAUUACGUCACUGGAGUGACGGCAAGCGUGCGUUCAUCGCAUCGACUUUGAUUUGAUGUCGUCAAAUGCGUGCUAGAUGCGCGGGAAUGCUUCACCAGAAGUGUAGGCAGGGUAUUUACCCGUCCAGCAAUGCCAAGAGAUUUGAAGUGCCGGAUGAAAAAGUUUCAUGGACGGUCGAGUACCCCGAAUACAAGCCGGUCGCGUGUACCGCUGCGGUUCUUCAGGGUAAACCCUGGGCCGAUCCGGAGAUCAACGAAUCCACCUUCGAGCCAAAAUGGAACGAGAUAGAUGGCAAAGUGAACCGGAAAAGUUUCACGGGUGACUACGUUGUAAACGCAGACGGGUAUCCUUUAAAUCCUGUGGGACGAACCGGCAUCGUUGGACGAGGACUCUUGGGCCGAUGGGGGCCGAAUCACGCCGCGGACCCGAUCGUUACACGAUGGAAACGCGACAAUUCAGGACUCGUGGAGACGGACAAAUGCACGGGAAAACGCGUAUUGCAGUUCGUGGCGAUACAAAGGCGAGAUUCCGGAGAAUGGGCCAUACCGGGAGGAAUGGUCGAUCCGAAUGAGACGGUUUCCACUACUUUAAUGAGAGAAUUCAUGGAAGAAGCGUUGAACUUUUUGGAGAAGGACGACGCUGAGAAAGAGGCCUUACGGAACUCUAUAAGGGAAUUCUUCACGAAACGUGACGAAGUCUAUAAGGGAUACGUGGAUGAUCCGCGGAAUACGGAUAAUGCCUGGAUGGAGACAGUGGCAAUAAAUUUUCAUGACGAGGACAAUGCCGUUAUCGGGAAACUCGCGCUGCAAGCUGGAGACGAUGCGCGUAACGCGAGAUGGAUGGACAUAAACAGCCGAAUAAAUUUAUACGCCAAUCACAGUGAAUUCAUAAGAAAAAUUGUAUCGCAACGUGACGCGCACUGGUGAAGCGCAAGGGCAUGGUUAUAAUAAAUUACUCUGGAAAAGGAUAUUGUUAAGAAAUUAUAAA
Molecule: messenger RNA, 1197 nt
Organism: Ooceraea biroi (clonal raider ant)
Lineage: Eukaryota; Metazoa; Arthropoda; Insecta; Hymenoptera; Formicidae
Product: ADP-ribose pyrophosphatase, mitochondrial
Molecular function (GO): ADP-ribose diphosphatase activity
Source: RefSeq, a predicted model, not a curated record